AUAUAGUUAAUUUGUUCAUUCAGGAAACAUUUUUGGAGCAUCUACUAAUAGGCAAUUUGCUAGGUACAAAAAAAUGAACCGCAGCUUUUAUUCUUGAAUCAUUUAUAGUCUAGUGGGAGAAAUGGACACAUUAAUAGUUUUAAUAUUCCUAGGAAAAACUGUAAUAGAGUUUCUUGGGAGCUCAGGAGGGAGUUCAUCCUAGUUCUGUGUGUGUAUAUGUGUAUUUGUGCGUGUGUGCAUGUAUGAGUGUGUGCGUGUGUGUGCGUGUGUGAGCAAGAGGUGGUAGAAAGGUAGUAAGAGAGUUGUCACUGGACAGGGAAAGUCUUCCCAGAGAAGAUAAUACUAUUUUUAAUUUACAACUCUUGGGAUAAAAAAAGUAGUAGCUUUUUUUUUUUUUUUGAAUCCUGUCUGAUCACUUUAAGUAGGACUUAGAAAAAGUUUAAUGCCGCUUAUAAUCAGCUUGUUUUCUUUUAUGUUAUGGGAAAAAGUAGGGCUCUUGUUGUACAAAGCCCUUUCUAAUCUUGUUCCAAUCUAUGUGCUGUCCUCAUCUUUCCAGUGUCACCUAGUUUUUAAUCAUAUAAAAUUAUUCUUUUAUGCUGUAAUUGCUUUUGGCUUAGCACCAAGCUUAAGCCUUUUCUUCAUAGCAAAUUAUCUUGGGUUUUCUUUCUUUCAGUAGUGUUUCUUUGGAAAUGUACUGAGCUAAAAUAAAUGUGAGAUGUCAUUUGUAUUCAGUAUUUUUUUUAAUUGUGAAAAUGACCUCUAAUUGUUGAACUAUGUUUGGUCUGGGAGAACUGUGAGUAGACAUGCAUACUCUGAAGGCCUGCUUGACCAGAACUAUAUAAAACUUUAUUGGAAAACAUAGGCUUUUCCUUCCUUUUGUAGAGUCUCUUGUAACUGAACUUGUCCUUGUGGAAAUUUGGAAACUUUGCCCAGAGGCCAUUAAAAGACAAGUUUUUGUGGGUAUCAGGCUUCCUUAUGCUGAUAUGGUCUACACCCACCCAGCUGGUCUCUUCUCUUAAAACUGAGUGCGUCCCUUUUGGGGGCUGAAGAAAUUGGGGUCAGGGCUAUUUUAGGAUUCUCAAGAGAAAUGUGCUUUAGAUCUUUACAAAACACUUUUUUUUUCAGAGAACUUCACUAGAGGUACAUGACAAGAUGUAAAUCCAGUGCUAUUUGAUUGUAAAUCCUAACUUUCCCAGGGGCUUUGACUAAUUUAAUUGCUUUCUACUAGGUUUAUUUGAUAAAAACAACUGUCCUACUACAAAGAAUUUUAUCUGGUCCCAUUGUGGUAAAAGAUAACCUUUCUUGGUUAGGAGUUCCUCAUGUACAGAAACACACUGGGCCUCAUGUGUAAUAGAUAAUUUAGCAACACAGUUGUCAUGUGGCUAUCAUUUUUAUUGUAUGCUUAGUAUGUACCAGGCACUAUUCUAAGCAUUUUCUGUAUAUUAACUAAUUUAAUCCUCACAACAGCUCUAUCAUGAGUUAGCUUUACCUUUCCUAUCCCAUUUUAUAUAUAAGGAAGAAGAUGUUAAGUGGUGAUAACCAAAGAUUUUCAAAUUUCUUUCUUUUUUUUUUUUUAAGAUUUUAUUUAUUUGUCAGCGUGCACAAGCAAAGGGAACAGCAGGCAGAGGGAGAAGCAGGCUCCCCGCUGAGCAAGGAGCCCAGUGCGGGACUCAUCCCAGGACCCUGGGAUCAUGAUCUGGGCUGAAGGCAGACGGUUAAAUGAUUGAGCUACGGAGGCCUCCCUGAUUUUCAAUUUUUUUUUUAUCAAGGAGAGAAAUUUACAUGACAGUAACUAUGCCAACAAGAAAUAGUUCCAGGAAAACUAGCUAAAGCUAGUUUUGUACCUAGCCCUGUAUUUCUGAAAUAGGUAUAGUCAGUCUGGGCUUAUAAAUCUUAUGCUUACAAAUCAUAGGUCCUAGGGGCCCCUGAGUGUUGCAGUUGGUUGAGCUUCUGACUCUUAGUUUUGGCUCAGGUUGUGAUCUCAGGGUGACAUCGAGCACUGCAUUGGGCUCUGCACUCAGCAUGGAGACUGCUUGAUACUCCUCUCCCUCUGCCACCGCCCCCCCACUCUUUCUCUCUCUCAAAAUAAAUAAAUAAAUCUUAAAAAAACAAAACAAAACAGGCCCUAGAAGAACCCAGAGAACUUGUGAAUCUAUCAGGUUCAACGAACAGAUUCAGAAAAAUUGUAAAACUCCGUGAAUUAUAUGUGAAACAUUGUUUUUAACUGGACCGCUUGUUAAAGGCAAAGAAAGUGUCUGUAAAGAGCUUAGCUGGCUAGAUUAGAAUAAAGAAAUUGUCUCUCCCCAUCUGUUCUAAUUAGCUUAUCUCUUCUGCUUUCAUAACUGUGCUGCUUAUUUCAGAAAAGAAGUGAGAGGUAUUUUGAAAGGACACCAUUUUUUAUUUAAGCUAAUUUAUAAUGGUUUUGGAACGUUUGUCAAUUCUCUAUAAACAAACUUUUAAAUGUUAGACCUUUCCUAUAAUAAUUCGUCACUGGAAGUUUUAAGUCUUUUCGGGUGCUCAAGUUAAGGAUUUUGGCUUCUCCUCAUUCCUUCGAUUUUGGCCCAAAUGAUUAUGUUUCCUCAUUUUGGGAAGAUUUCUCUGGGUAUUUUGAUAUUUGUCGUGAUAGAAGGAAACCUUACAUCAUUAACAGCACAAACCUACAAGUCUUUAGAAGAUAUCCAAGAACCCAAGCGUGCAGUUCCUUUUUUCCUGACUGACUCAGAAUCCACAGAUACUUCUCUUUCUCCUGAAAAGAAACUACCUCUGGACCACAGAGAAAUUGAGAAACAGUGGUUGCUGAGAAGAAGGAGAUCUAUUCUGUUUCCUAAUGGUGUGAAAACCUGUCCAGGUGAAAGUGUGACAGAGGCUGUGGCAAACCAUGUAAAAUAUUUUAAAGUACGAGUGUGUCAGGAAGCUGUCUGGGAAGCCUUCAGGACAUUUUGGGAUCGACUUCCUGGGCGUGAAGAAUAUCGUUACUGGAUGAAUUUGUGUGAGGAUGGAGUCACAACUAUAUUUGACAUGGGCACGAAUUUUAGUCAGUCUGUGGAACAUAGAAGUGUAAUUAUGAAGAAACUGACAUAUACAAAGGAAACUGUAAGCAGCCCUGAAUUGUCAUCUCCGUUUCCUGUUGGUGAUACGUCAACAUUGGGAGGUGCUGUUCUUAGCGCUCCAUAUCCAGGGGUGACCUCCUAUGAAGGUACCUCGGAGAGCAGCAAGGAGAGGCCUGAGGAGAGUAUUAGCAAUGAAAUUGAGAAUGUGAUAGAAGAAUCCACAAAACCAGCAACUGAGCAGAUUGCAGAAUUCAGUAUCCACCUUUUGGGAGAGCAGUAUAGGGAAGAACUACAGGAUCCAUCCACUUUCCACCACCAGCGCCUCGUAGAAGAGUUUAUUUCAGAGGUUGAAAAUGCAUUUACUGGGUUACCAGGCUAUAAGGACAUUCGUGUACUCGAUUUUAGGUCCCCCAAGGAAAAUGGCAGUGGCAUAGAUGUUUAUUAUGCAGUUACCUUCAAUGGUGAAGCCAUCAGCAAUACCACCUGGGACCUAAUUAGCCUUCAUUCCAACAAGGUGGAAAACCAUGGUCUUGUGGAACUGGAUGAUAAACCCACUGCUGUUUAUGCAAUUAGUAACUUCAGAGAUUAUAUUGCUGAGACACUGCAUCAGAAUUUUUUGCUGGGGAACUCCUCUUUGAAUCCAGAUCCUGACUCCCUUCAGCUUAUCAAUGUGAGAGGAGUUUUACUUCCUGAAACUGAAGACCUAGUUUGGAACACCCAAAGUUCAAGUCUUCAGUCCACCCCACCAUCCAUUCUGGAUAAUACCCUUCAAGCUGAAUGGCCCUCAGCAGAUGAAUCUACCACCAGCAGUAUUUCACCACUUGAUUUCAGCUCUGGUCCUCCCUCAACCACUGGCAGGGAACUCUGGUCAGAAAGCCCUUUGGGUGAUUUAGUGUCUACACCCAAAUUAGCCUUUCCCUCGAAGGUGGGCCUCAGUUCUUCCCCAGAGGUUUUAGACAUUAGCAGCUUGACUCUUCAUUCUGUCACCCCAGCAGUGCUUCAGACUGGCUUGCCUGUGCUUUCUAAGGAAAGGACUUCUGGAUCUCACAUACUAGAAGAUGGAUUAAUCAAAGUUGAAGGGUCAGAAGAUUUUCUUUCUGUUCAUCCAUUGCCUUCAAGUCCACUCACUCACCUGGUGCCAAAGGAAACAAUACCAUCUGUUGAAGACUCUGGAGUGUCUUUGACAUCCUCACCGUAUCUGACCUCCUCUGUCACUUUAGAUCUUCUUGCUAAAGAAGUAACUAUACCUUCUGGCUUGGACUCUUUGGUCUCCAAAGUCAAAGGCCAGUUAGAAGUGAGCACUUUGAUGCCAGACACAUCCAUAGAAAAAGAGUUUAUAUUUGAGAGUGGUUUAGGUUCAGGGUCUGGGCAAAAGGUAGAUCAGAUUACUUGGCCAUGGAGUGAGACUUCAUUAGAGAAGAGUUCUGAACCACUGUCUAAGUCAUGGCUUGAAGAUCAGGAUUCACUUUUGCCAACUGAGGGUAUAGAUGAGAAAUUAGUUAUAGAUGACAAAAUAGAUUCUACAGGGCAAAGUAUUGACUAUUUAAAAUAUGGACAUUUUGAUAGAGCCACAAAGUUUGCAGAGGAAGAUCUCAUUGGUGGACCUACUGUGCCCAUCUUUGCAGAGGCCACAACUCAAUCUGCAUCUCUAAUUCUCUCCAAGCAAAUAUCAGAGGUACCUGACAUUGAUUAUUACUCAGUUACCAAAGCACCUCUUCUACUGACAUCUAUAGCAAUCUCUGCUUCUACUGAUAAACCAGAUCUAUCAUUUCUAAAGGAGGAUAUGGAACAAACUACAGAGUCAUCCAACCAUGAAUGGUUUGACAACGAGAUUUCAGUAAUGAAGCCAGAUACGCAACAUUUGGGGACCAUAUUGCCAGAAUCAGAUGUAGCUUGGGCAAGAACUUCUUCCCUAGGGAAAUUGUCCAGAGGCACAUUGGCAAGUACACCACAGAGUACUGACAAGCUCUGGUUGAAAUCUUCCAUGACACAGUCUACCAAAUUGUCUCCAACCACAAGCUCCACCCUGCUAGAGGAUGAAGUAAUUAUGGGUGUUCAGGAUAUUUCAUUGGAACUGGACCGGAUAGGCACAGAUUACUAUCGGCCUGAGCUAAUCCCUGAGGAAAAUGGCAAGGUUGAUAGUUAUGUGGAAAUGUCUACAAAUGUUCAUGCCACAGAGAGGGCUGUUGUGGUGCAGCCCACAGAAGGAGGUGACUUGAGUCAUACCCAGACUGCAGGAGCUUUGUUGGUCUUCUUCAGCCUCCGAGUGACAAACAUGAUGUUUUCGGAAGAUCUGUUUAAUAAAAACUCUUUGGAGUAUAAAGUACUGGAGCAAAGAUUUUUGGAACUGCUGGUUCCCUAUCUUCAGUCAAAUCUCACAGGGUUCCAGAAUUUAGAAAUCCUGAACUUUAGAAAUGGCAGUAUUGUGGUAAACAGCAGAAUGAAGUUCAUGAAGUCUGUCCCUCCUAAUGUCAACAAUGCUGUAUACAUGAUUCUGGAAGACUUUUGCACCACUGCCUACCAGACCAUGAACUUGGCUAUUGAUAAAUACUCCCUUGAUGUGGAAUCAGGUGAUCAAGCCAACCCUUGCAAGUUUCAGGCAUGCAAUGAAUUUUCUGAGUGUUUAGUCAACCCCUGGAGUGGAGAAGCAGAGUGCAGAUGCUACCCUGGGUACCUGAGUGUGGAAGAACUACCCUGUCAGAGUCUCUGUGACCUACAGCCUGACUUUUGCUUGAAUGAUGGAAAGUGUGACAUUAUGCCUGGACAUGGGGCCGUUUGUAGAUGCCGAGUGGGUGAGAACUGGUGGUACCGAGGUGAACACUGUGAGGAGUUUGUGUCUGAGCCCUUGGUCAUAGGAAUCACCAUUGCCUCUGCAGUUGGACUUGUCCUCGUCUCUUCUGCUCUUGUCUUCUUCCUUGUCAGGGCUCUUCAGGCUCAUUCUGUUAGGAGAGAAACAGAGAGGCCCAUCAGGCAGCCCGACAGCCUCUCAUCCAUUGAAAAUGCUGUGAAGGACAAUCCCGUGUAUGAAAGGCAUGUGGCCAGACCCCAGCAGUAUGAGGGAGCCUAUCCUCAGCACCCCUUCUCUAGUUCUGCAGGUGGAGAGAUGAUUGGUGGUCUGAGCAAGGAAGAAAUCAGGCAAAUGUAUGAGAACAGUGAGCUUUCCAGCGAGGAAAUUCAAGAAAGAAUGAGAAUUUUGGAACUGUAUGCGAGUGAUCCUGAGUUUGUAGCUUUUGUGAGAGAACAUCAAAUGGAAGAGCUUUAAUCAAAACUUCUAUUUUGAAACUGAUCAGAAGCCUAGAGAAGAUGGAGAUCACUUGCUACCAAUGUCAUAUGAUUAACCUGGAUUUUGAACUCUGUUGAAAGAAGAAUUUUCUACUGAAAAAAAUUGAGUUUGGGGACCAAAUUUUUUUUCCAACUUAAAAUUUUAGAAUGUAGUAAGAGAUGUGAUAAUUUUUAUAACUAUAAAGACCAAAAGCUGUAUUUAAAGAAAUUGAAAACUGUAUGAGUUCUGGGAAAUAUUAACAAGGAAAAAAUGGCCUGGGAGUUGGAGCUGCAUUUGCUCUCUACUUCUGAAUCUCUGAAGGUGUAUCUCAGUAACUGUGGCUCAGGUUUUCCCAGAGGAAGAUAAGGCAAGACUCUUACAGGAGAAGGCAGGCUUAGUAAGUGAAUAUUUUGUAGUAUGUUUGUUAUUCUUAGGUGGAAUGAGAAGCCUUUGAAGUAGUUUUAAUAUAGUUUGUAGUCAAACAUUCAUCUAAAUAAAAAAUAUUAAGUUUUUUUGGCAAUUAGACUGCUGGAGAAAAAACAACCUUUUUGCUGCAAUAUAGAGUUAAGUUUGUGCUCUAAGCUUCUACCAGAGUUUUGAAUUUCCUGAGCAUGUGAAUCAAGACCACAUUAUUGUUAAGUAUGUCAGUAUCCUAUUUUUUUUUUUUUUUUAGUUGUCAAGGAAAACACAUAUGUAUAAUGUUUAAUGGGUUCCUGUUAGACUACAGAUGAAUUUAAUCAUGUGGACAGGGAGGGAGUGGGCAUUGGGUCAAGUGCACACCACUGAGAAUAUACUUUGCUGAUUGGUGGGUGGACUGAGUCCAACUAACGGGCUCCCUGACUCUUCUUCUGCUAUCUCAUGUGUCCUAGGCAAGUCCUGAAUCUUUUGUAGUUCCUGGUAUAUUAAUUUGGAAAGCAGCACUAACUACCUCACAUAGUAUAGGUUAGCUUGUUUACAUUGCUUCUCCUUAUGUAAUAGCUCUUGUCUAAAUUCAUUUCUGCUUAUAAGAAACAUGACAGGACUUGCAUUGCAAUUAAAAUUUUUAAAAACUAUAUAGGUAGGAAAUGUCCACAUAUUAUAUAAAUUUUAAUUGAAAAUGGAAGUUUUCCUCUUUCUCUCUAGUAUGUUUUCAAAUGGGUAGCUUUGGAGGGGGCAAGGAGAGGGCCGAAUAAUCUUCGCUAUUAAUAUCAAAUUGCAUAUACAAAUAGCUUAUUAUUAAUACAGUUAUUUUAUGUUAGAUGUCUUCAUGUUUGCCAAAAACAAUCUUGAACAUUUUGAUUUCUUUCUGACCAGAUAUAAUUAACCAGGAUAGAUUGACUGUAAGAUAAAAUACUUGGUUCUCAUUUUUUUUUUUCUUAACUUGAUGAUUGCCAAUGUCACUCAUUGUGGAGACACCCAAAACUAAAUCUCUGAGUACGUGGCUCAGUAAAGCUAUCCAGGUAGUUUGCCAAGUAUAUAUGGUGUGUGUUUGUAUGAAGGUUCCCAUAUCGGUAUUCCUUUUCAUUUCCUACUCACUUAAUGGAUUUUCUACAAGUUCAGUGUAGAUACAAGCCACUGCUGGGAUGUUUUCUUUUGGGCUCAUUUGAAAGGACUUGAUAAUUAUCUUUAAAGCAUUAUAAAUGUUGAUGACAUUUGCCACUACUAAAUGCUUAAUUUUAUUUGUAAAACUUACAAAGAUUUCUGUUUAACUUUUUUCUGUUUUAGACUUUCCCCCUAAACUUAUAUGUGUUAAAUGAAAAGAAAAUUUGUUUUUAUCACACAUUAACCUUAGAAUGCAACCAUCUGAAUGUCUGCUUGCUGGCAGAGUUCUAUGUAGAUGGGCAUAAAAGGAGUCUGGGGGCAAGUCACCACAUGGGACAGUUAGGAGAAGCACAAAUUAAAAGAGCUAAAGAAGGAUCGUUGUUUUCCAGAAGCCAAGCAGUAAAGUGGGAAUUUGAGAAUUCUGACAUGUCUGUCUGUGCUUCCCUUUUAUACGACCUUUUCGUACAAGAGUAAAUCAUUCAGCCCUACAUGAAUGUCUGCUCCACACCUAUUAAAUAGAAGAAUAAAGGAACUCCCAUACUCUCAGGGAGAGACUUGGAAGCCUCAGUCCAGGAAUAACAACUUCUGCCCUACUCUUGCUGUAGCUGAACCACAGCGGGAAAGAUCAGACAAUGUGGUUUCCAUGGUGAAGAUCCAUAGGGCUAAAGGAUCUAUUGCUCUGACAGGGCAGAGGACACCGGAAGAGCUUCUUUUUAAAAGAGCUUUCCCUGAGGCAGUUUAAUGGCAUAUUCAUGGUAAAAGUAUAAGGGCUAAACUCUCCUUUAGGUUGUGUGAGUAUUGGAACAUUCUCAUUAACCUAGUAAUAGAGUAUUUAAUAAAAAUAUCACCUUAUUUGAAAACAAUAAAAUGCAGUUAGCACUAAAAGUGCAUGCUGAAUAACUCACACUUUUUUUUUUUUUUUUUUGGAUUCAUAAAGUGCUUUGGAGUCUUGUAUAUAUAGCCUUUAUCACUGAGUGUACAUACACAAUUACUGUUUUCCUGGGUCUGGAUGAAGGAGAAUUUAUUUGAUAAAUAAGACUCCAUUUCUACCAUGGCAAAGUUUUAAGGGUAUUUGUUCACAUUUAUGUGCCCUAAAGUCAUUUACUACUUAAUAAAACAAGUGUAGGUUUUACUGGAUUUUAUUCCCACUUCUUUGUUUUUUCUUCUCCAGUAUCUAGUUACUAUGGGUUGGUGGCUCCCCCUUUCCCUCCCCUUUGUUACCACAUAGUGAAUUGUAAUGUAGUUGAACAACCUGACUUAAUAGUACUUGUGACAAAAAGAUGGGAAUUGCACAAAUACUUUUUGUAGGCCCUAAAAAUAUGUUGGCUCAAAUGGUACCCGAAUUAGUUAUUCAUUUGUGUGCUUGUUUUAUAAGUUUGCCUUACAUUUCAUGAUUUUUAGGCAGCUGGUAUCAUUGUGUCAUUUCCAUGUUUUCAGUAAGGGAUACUCUGACAUCUAUCAGUCUGUGAAUCGCAUAUUUAUUUUGAAAUGGGAAGAAAAGGCAACAUAUUUAUUCUGUAAGGAAAUAGCUGAUUUAGGAGAAUAACUUAUCUUUAUUAAAUUGAGAUGUUUUAACCUUGAAAAAUAUGGGUCAGUUUCUUUUUUUUCUUUUUUUCUUUCUAAAAUGUCUCUAACAAGUCCCUGUAGGAAUGGGUGGGACCAGCCUUCCUCAUUUACAAUCCAGCUGUGAUGAGUAAUGGAGCCUAGCUCAUUCUAUUCCCUAGUGUGUAAUAAAUGUGGAAAAACAGUGUGAAGGGCACAAUCCUCAAAUCAAUUGUGUUGUGUUACAUAAAGGAUCCUGGCUGGAGGUGAUAGGGUGGGAGGGUACCAGAAAGUAAUUGAUGAUGUAAAGAAUCUGCCUGGGAAUUAUUUUGACUAAUGUUUUUUAUAACAUCUUACACUACUAUGAGUUAAUAAGAUGCAGGUUAAACCACUCUCCGCAGGGUAGUUAAGCACAGAUUAAAACAUUCCACUAUGAAAUUUGCAGCUAUGACCUAGAUUAAAUGACCCCUUAUUCUGGCUUUUCUCUUUUUCACUUAUAUUUAGUUAUUUCUUUAUAUAUUAAGGGUAUAAAUAGGAAAAAAGUAAAUGUGGUAUUAGACAAAAAAAGGCAUAAUUAUUUAUGUGUCAGAAUUAUGAUUCUAAAGUGAUUGUGUACAUGCCAUAAUAUAUAUUGAGUAUGGGGUAUGGAUAAUGAAAGAUUCUUCUUUUUUAUCUUGUUUAUGACAUGUUAUGUAAAGUAUAGAUCAGGUAAGUUCAUGUUACUGUACUGCUUUCUUAAAAUGCUCUAGUCUUAAUG
Ailuropoda melanoleuca (giant panda) is the source of this 10132-nucleotide messenger RNA. It is a transcript of the gene IMPG2, whose product is annotated as interphotoreceptor matrix proteoglycan 2. The record is from RefSeq and is a predicted model, not a curated record. Gene Ontology annotation, molecular function: heparin binding; hyaluronic acid binding. Gene Ontology annotation, biological process: visual perception. The transcript has 19 exons. Bases 2566 to 6312 code for a protein of 1248 amino acids. Lineage: Eukaryota; Metazoa; Chordata; Mammalia; Carnivora; Ursidae.